CAUUUGGUAAAAAUGUUACCCUUGGUUCGAGAAUUUCUCGCAGGAAGUUGUGUAAUGUGCACAUGACAGCAUCAAUCGUUCAGGAAGACGUAAGGCGUAUUGUUGACUCAGAGGAAAAGCCACUCAGUUCUGUUAGCGUGAAUAUCGUGCAGUUAUACUAUAAUUCCGAAGUUAUUCCACAACCGACUGUGAAGUGUUUAAGCUAACGGUGGUAAAUCUUUAAAUGUCGCUACGGUGUCGGUUUUUAAAAGAGUUUGUUUUGAAAACAGGUCGUCGCAGUGUAGCAACAGGUGAAGCAGCAGAUAUGGAUAAAACACACGAAUUGAAUAAUGAUACAAUCCACACUCGUUCAAUAAAGGAAGUGUACGAUGUUCCAAUGUGUGUGCUCAUACGACCUUUUCCAUUAGAAGUUGAUGAAGCAAAAGUAUCUAGUAUUAUGGCAACUCUGGAGGAUCCAAAAAGAUGCCAUGAAGUACCACCAAUAGAUGUUCUCUGGGUGAAGGGAAGCAUGGGUGGAGACUACUACUACUCAUUUGGAGGUUGCCAUCGGUUCGCAGCACAUUCAAGACUGAAGCGACCCACCAUAAAGGCUAAAUUGAUUACCAGUAGUGUAUCUGAACUGGCAUGUUAUCUUGGUGGGUCAACUCCUGCACUGCAAUGACUGACAGACUUAGCCAUAAGAUUGGCAAAGUUUAUGGUUUGUCCAUAAUGAUUAAUAUGAUCAUAUUUGAGUUUGAGGAACAUAUUUGAAGGUUGCAAAGCUUUAAUAGUAAAAAUGUAUUGUGAUACUUUAGUUUAUUGGCUAGAGCAGCAUUUGAUUGUGUUGUCUAUAGAGAAUAUAUAUCCCUGCCGGUAUGACUUAACCAUAAUUUUCAUGUUGUGAAAUAUAGGGGCGUAUGUUAAUCAGUGGGGAACAGCUUCAAAUUUUAUGGAAAACAUAACUGCAACAUUCCAAAUAUAUUUUGUGGGUCACUGAUGCUGUAACAAAAUAAAACAAAUGUGUUCAUCUAUUUUGAUCCAGUGCAAGUAACUCUCUUAAAUUUUUAUAUAAAAUUUUAUUACUGUUGUACAACUAAGUAAAUAAAUCCAAACCGGGAAUAGAAUUGAUAGAUUUACAGAGACUGUGACUUUUUAGGUAGGAGUGUGUUUAGUUUCUCUGUUUGUUUGAGAAACAUCCUUUGGGGUUUGAUAUUAAUUUUUCACUAGAUCUUGCCAUCAUCUUAAAGAAAGAUACAUUACGUGGAGACUGUGGGUUCUGUUAUAGUGAAAACAUGAGAGCAUGCAGUUUGUUUUUAGAAUUUCUUUUUGACAGAUUUCAUAUUGCUGUUGCCUUCUCAUAAGCAAAGUAGUGGGACAUGCCUUGCAAUUGUGAAAAACAAACUUUUAGUGCUCUCCAGUACUAGAGUGAAAUGAAUGUCCCGAAGGACAAUAGUCUUUUUACUCAUCAAAUUUGAGUUUUAAGGCUAUAUUUUAGUAGGAAAUGAGAUGUUUCAUCAGGAAUUAUAUAUUUUUAUACACUUAUUGAGAUAUUUGAAACUUGUAUUUUCUAUUUGCCUCUGCAAGAGAAAAUGUGCAAUGAUUGGAAUAACUGCUUAAGAUAAAAUUGACAACCUGUGUAACAUUUGCAAAAUCUUGGUUGUCUAGUUGCAUCAAAUGUUUUGUAAUCCACAAACUUUUUUCCAAGUACUGUAUUAUCACUGUCAAAUAGUAACUGCUGACAGCUAUGUAUGAAACACUUAAUUUAUUUGGAAACUGUGUUGCUGUGAGAGAAUGUGUAUGUACUGAGUACCAUUUUUCAUUUCUUGUGUAAUGCCUGCUCAUACCUAACUGACCUUUAUUUAUAUUUUUAAAACUAUUUUUAAGGCAUUACAUAUCUCAUAGAAAUCUAUUUUCUCUAGUGAUCGUAUUUGGGUGUGACUAUAUACAUAUAUUUUUUCAUAAUUUUGGCAUAAUUGAUAACUUGGUCAGAUACAAGCUACAUUGUAACUGGCUGUGUUGAUCUGGUUUAUCUUAAACAUAAGUUUCAACUAUACAAUACAGUUUUAGUCUUCAUUUUUUGUCAGACAUACUCCAGUUGAGAUUUAAUAGUUGGUUCACUGUGUACAACUAGCACUGCAAUUAACACCCCCCACUGCCAAAAUCACUCCAAAAUAUUGCAGCAAAUCAAAGCUACUAUCUCUGAUUCAUAUGUUUGGAUACUGUAGUCUAUGAUUGUAUGCUAGUGCAUAGAGAUGUGGAACCAAUACAUCAUUGAUGGAUAGUAUAGAAAAACACUUGACAUUAAGUUCAGUAGUGAUAGCCAUCAAGAAAGAUGGUGGAACUAGAAUGAGUCAAUUGUUCCCACUUAAUUAUAUAUUUUUUUCUAAUUGUUUCAAAUUCCAAUAUGUAAGAGUGUUAGUUCACUGUCAUUGUGUUUUCAUCAUUAUUAUUUAUCUUUUCAUGAUUCCAAGAAUAUUACCAAUUCAGAACUGCAGAUCAGAUGCAUUUAUGGUCAGAUUUCUGGCAUUGGAGAAUUGUACUUAUUCAUUAGCAUAUUUAUGCUUGAUGUUAUGUGUAGUAAGGCUGAACUUUAACACUAAGUAAUCAUUAAAGAUGAUAUAUGGCAUGGCAUUAUAAAGAAAAAGAUCUUAUUCACUAUGUGUCUGGUGAUUUUAUUUUUGAUAUUGUUUAUCUGUACUGUUUUUAAACAUGUGAACUGUAAAAUUUUGUGAAUAUAUUAAGUUUAUGCAAUAUUA
This is a messenger RNA of Schistocerca americana (American grasshopper), 2735 nucleotides long. It is a transcript of the gene Srx, whose product is annotated as sulfiredoxin-1. Gene Ontology annotation, cellular component: cytoplasm. Lineage: Eukaryota; Metazoa; Arthropoda; Insecta; Orthoptera; Acrididae. Bases 224 to 661 code for a protein of 145 amino acids. Gene Ontology annotation, biological process: cellular response to oxidative stress. Gene Ontology annotation, molecular function: sulfiredoxin activity. The transcript is spliced from 3 exons. The record is from RefSeq and is a predicted model, not a curated record.